Hymenoscyphus albidus is the source of this 1756-nucleotide messenger RNA. Lineage: Eukaryota; Fungi; Ascomycota; Leotiomycetes; Helotiales; Helotiaceae. The record is from the annotation of a GenBank genome assembly.
GCUUAAUUCAUUCCUCCAACACAAUUCAAGUGUAAUACCUCUUCUGCAAUAGAUUGAGCAAAAAACUCCUCAACCACAAUCAUGCCCAAAGCCAUAACAAUCGAAAAGAUAGACGGCAAACCAGGCCAAGUCUAUUACCCGUAAGUCCCGCUCCUUUACCCCUCCCCCACCAACCUCCCUCUGUAACAAACUAACAACCAUCAGAUUAAAAAUCCACGAUCUCCCAUCCCCCAAACCAGCACCCAAUGAACUCGUCAUCACUGUCCAGGCCGCUGCUCUGAACCACCGAGACUUCUUCCUGCGCCAACACCUCUACCCCUCCCCCUCCUUCACCGCACCCCUCCUCGCCGACGGCACCGGCAUCGUCACCGGUCUCGGAUCCGCCGCCUCCAAAUCAUGGCUCGGAAAACGCGUCCUGCUCAUGCCAUCGCGCGGAUGGGAAGAAGCGCAUGAAGGUCCGGAGACGGGGAAUUUCGCGAUCCUAGGCGGAACAAGUACUUUUCCUCUAGGCACUCUGCAGGAGGUUCUGUGUGUGGAUGAGAAGGAGGUGGAAGAGGUGCCGGGUCAUUUAUCGGCUGUGGAGGCUGCGGCUCUCCCGCUGGUGGGGUUGACGGGGUGGCGAGCUCUGGUGUCGAAGAGUGGGAAUGCGUUGGAGGGGAGGAAUAUCUUGAUUACGGGCAUUGGAGGGGGUGUUGCGUCGGCGGUUUUGCAGUUUGCUGUUGCGAUGGGGAUGAGAGUUUUUGUGACGAGUGGGGGGAGGGAGAAGAUUGAGAAGGCGAUUAACUUGGGUGCUGUUGGAGGUGUGAGUUAUAAGGGGGAGAAGUGGGAGAAGGAGUUGAAGGAAUUGUUGCCGAAGGAUCGGCCGUUUAUUGAUACUAUUAUUGAUGGCGCUGGGGGAAACGUUGUAUCCAAGGCUGCUAAAUUACUCAAGGUAAAAUUUCACUUCUCCCUCUUUGCUUUACUAAGUCUGCUUUAGUCUGGUGGUACCAUUGUUCAAUACGGCAUGACGGUUGGCCCUAAAAUGGAUUGGUCCAUGCUAGCAGUCCUGAACAAUCUAGAACUCCGAGGCACGACUAUGGGUUCUAGAAAAGAAUUCAGGGACAUGGUAUCUUUUGUCCAGGAAAAGAAGAUUGCUCCGGUCAUUUCGAGAACGGUCAAGGGAAUUGAUAAUAUCAAGGAAAUUGAUGAGCUCUUUGAACACAUGAGGGACGGGUCACAGUUUGGAAAAUUGGUUAUUGAUAUCUCUGCAGAUGGGAAUGGGGGUAGUAGUAAGUUAUGAGUGGAUUCUAGAAGUGAAUGCACUUAUUUUCUUUGUCAACAUUUGUUUUCAUGAUGAUCGUUUAUAUGAGUAAUGAUCAACAGUCACCCAUUUCAUAUUUGCUAAUUGCUAUAUACUUUCUCGUUCACCCACUUGUUAUCUGCAAGCUUUUAUAUACUUUUUAAUACUCCCAGUCAUACCUUCGUUGCGAUCUUUGAUUGUUGUGAUUGGAACGCUGAUUCUUAUAAGCUGUAUAGAUUCCACUGCCAUAAAAUGAAUAACUGGAUCCUCUUGAAUGUUUCCUUGCAAGGAGCUUUUUCCCAUGGAAAACAUCCUAAUACUGGUCUUCCAUUUCUGUCCGCCAUUUUCAAAAUCUCCAUUCCCAAAACGACGCUGAAGUCUCAGCUACUCGCGAAACAUUCUCUCCAACAACUCUCUGCAUCCCCUUCUCUAAUCUUCCUUUUACAAUACAAGUGAUUGUAAUCCCCUUUAUAAUAC